AUGGCGGACGAAGAGACCAAAAAAUGGAUAAAUUCGCAAUUUGGCGCUGUCGAUGAUGAGACCGCCGAUAGGCUCGUCUCGGUCAAAGACAUCUUCAAUUACUCCAGAGAUGACUUGUACAUUCAGUGGGAAGCGUUUGUGGUAACGCAAGAGAACGGUGAAUUAGAUGUAACUGCUGCCAACGUCGACAGAUUCCAGGAAUGGGCCCAAAAAGGCCUCAACGCUGGCUCAACGAAAAAGACGAUUAAUAACAAAAAGAGUUCGGACGCUAAGAGAAGACCCAUGAUUCGCUCAAAUGUUGAAUUGUCGUCUAGUCCAGGUGCUGGCUUUGGGAUGCCCUCCACUCCGCAAUUCAAAAAGCAAAGAACAGAACCUCCAAGUGAAACUACUUUAGCUUCGAGCCCCUCGCAGUUCGCCACCGCUAAUAACACCAUGCUCUCUCUGAGCUCAAGAAAACCAGAGGCGGACCUGCUGUACGAGUCGAACACGGUGUUGGAGUGCUUGAACCCAGCGGUUGAGGCCACGGAACUGAAUGAUCAUUCUCCUCGACUCUCGGCCAAUUUUGAUCCCGAGAAGUUCAAGUUUAGAACGAUGGCCAUGAAGUUACUAGAAAGUGCUGACGUUUUGGACGAUCAGAUCGAUAUGUUCAGCCUGAAAUUUUCGACCGAACUCAAGGGCAAAGGCCUUGAACUUGGAAAUCCAUGUAUGAACUCGCAAUCUGACAUUGCGUGUUGUGGUAGAAUUGUGCCAGAUUCACCAUACUAUGAUAGCAUGAUUACGCAAACUCUUAACGACAAAUCUUUAUAUCUCGAGACGUCUCGUCUUGGUGGUAUUGGCCAGAGGGUGCCUCUUGACUUGUCCAACUUGCAAGAAUACUCGUUUUUUCCAGGCCAAAUUGUCGGCUUGAAGGGCAGAAACCCCACCGGAAGAGCUUUCGUGGUGCAUGAAGUCUUAUCAUUGCCAGAAUUGGGGACACCUGUAACUCACUUAGCAGAGCUUCAAGACAUUAAAGAAUCUUCAAAUGGAGAGAGCCUCAAGGUUGUGAUGACCUCGGGCCCUUUUUCCAAUCACCACAAUCUCAAUUUUGGUAAACUCGAGAGCUUUGUGCAACAUCUUAACAAUGUUGUCAAGCCUCAUGUUGCUGUGGUGUUCGGUCCUCUCCUUGACAUCACGAACGCUGCGGUGGCUUCAGGUGAAGUCGAAGUACCUGGCCUCCCUGCAAAUCAACAACCCAGAGAUCUUGAUGAGCUCCUUCGGGCUACAGUGACACCAAUCUUGAAAAAGAUUGACAGCAGUAUUCAAGUCAUCUUGGUUCCAUCGUUGCGUGACUCCGCGAGUAAACACACAUCAUACCCACAAUCUGCAUUCGAUAGGAAGAAAAUUGGACUCCCGAAAAACUUCAAGUGUUUUCCUAAUCCUUCCACCUUUUCGAUUAAUGAAGUUGUCAUAAGCGCGUCUAACGCGGACGUAUUCAAGGACCUCAAAGAUGUCUACAAGAGCAAUGUUUCUCCAGAUAAAAGUGUGUUGUUCUCCAACAGGUUUGAGAGAAUCGCUAACCACAUCUUCGAACAAAGAAGAUUCUACCCAAUGACUCCAGGGUCUGUGAAGAGACAAGCACUUUCAAAGGAUGAUAAAGACAAAAUUGUUGGUCUUGCAGAUGGAGGUAAUGCUGAAGACUUAGCCGAGACGCAAGUUGGUGGUUCGAGUUUGGAAGUGCCAUACUUGGGUCUCGCGGAAUUGGGAGACUCCUUGCCAGACAUCUUGGUGAUACCUUCUGAGCUCAAGUUUUUUGCCAAAGUGAUCAAAGGUGUCGUUGUGAUUAACCCUGGCCAGUUUGUACGUGCUCACAAAGAUCCCAGCAAGGAGGAUGGUAGUUAUGUUGUGAUUAGUGUUUCACCGCCAGAUGUUGAGGGUGAAGACAAUGUUGAGCCAGUUGAAAACUCUAACGGUCUUUACUACAACAACAUUUACAAGAGAUCGAGAGUUGAGAUUUUGAGAAGUUGA
This is a messenger RNA of Candidozyma duobushaemuli, 2004 nucleotides long. RefSeq names its product DNA-directed DNA polymerase alpha subunit. Gene Ontology annotation, cellular component: alpha DNA polymerase:primase complex. The record is from RefSeq and is a predicted model, not a curated record. Lineage: Eukaryota; Fungi; Ascomycota; Pichiomycetes; Serinales; Metschnikowiaceae. Bases 1 to 2004 code for a protein of 667 amino acids. Gene Ontology annotation, biological process: DNA replication initiation; DNA replication. The transcript has a single exon. Gene Ontology annotation, molecular function: DNA binding.